Thalassophryne amazonica is the source of this 4406-nucleotide messenger RNA. RefSeq names its product solute carrier family 25 member 16 (gene slc25a16). Lineage: Eukaryota; Metazoa; Chordata; Actinopteri; Batrachoidiformes; Batrachoididae. The transcript has 9 exons. The coding region runs from base 341 to 1300 and encodes 319 amino acids. The record is from RefSeq and is a predicted model, not a curated record. Gene Ontology annotation, biological process: transmembrane transport. Gene Ontology annotation, cellular component: mitochondrial inner membrane.
UCAUGAACAAGCGACUCUUGUCAAUUAGAUUAGUCAGAAGAAACUGUUCGUCUGUGGUGCUGAAGGACACCAAUGUUUUUCUGAUUAGUUUGUUAAUUUAUGAUCGUUUUUUUUUCUUCCCCUCCUGGUAUGAGUGAACGUAAAGUUUAGCGGCGAGACACCGGCUGUAAGAUAACAUAAGCGACAAACGGGGCAGCAGAGCUUCUGACCUUCUGUGGUGUUUGUGGAGUUAGCUAAAGUGCUACUUGUGGCUGACGCACUGAGUCUCCAGCCUUAAUUCUGUGCCAUUAAUGGUUUAAAGUGGGCAGCCACGCAUGUGGCAGCGUCCUGAGUGCGCACGAUGACAUCGGAGACUUCGGUCUCCAUAUCCAGCGUCAGCAGUAACCCUGCAAAGGGAAGCUAUUACUGGCUGCGCUCCUUUGCAGCUGGAGGUAUAUCAGCAUGCUGUGCCAAGACUACAAUUGCGCCCCUGGACAGAGUCAAGAUCCUACUUCAAGCUCAGAACCCCCAUUACAGACAUCUCGGAGUGUUUUCCACUCUGUGUGCUGUGCCAAAGAAAGAAGGGUUCCUUGGCUUGUACAAGGGUAACGGGGCGAUGAUGGUUCGGAUUUUUCCUUAUGGAGCGAUUCAGUUCAUGGCCUUUGAGAGAUAUUCAAAGCUUCUGCGCAAACGUCUUGGGAUUUCUGGACAUGUCCACCGUCUUAUGGCGGGAUCUAUGGCAGGGAUGAGUGCAGUAAUAUGCACCUACCCUCUGGACAUGAUCCGAGUAAAGCUGGCUUUCCAGGUGACUGGAGAGCAUCGCUACACUGGCAUUGCCAAUGCCUUCUACACUAUCUACCAUAAGGAGGGGGGCAUUUUGGGUUUCUACAGGGGGCUGACUCCGACACUUAUUGGAAUGGCUCCUUAUGCAGGUUUUGCUUUCUUCACGUUUGGCACCUUGAAGACUCUGGGUCUGAAACAUUUCCCAGAGCAACUUGGACAUCCAUCCUCAGACAACCCAGAGGUCCUCAUUCUGAAAACCCACAUUAGCUUGUUCUGCGGAGGGCUUGCCGGUGCUAUCUCUCAGACAAUAUCGUACCCUUUGGAUGUAGCAAGGAGGAGAAUGCAGUUGGGAGUCUUGCUAGCUGAUUCUGAGAAGUGUCUAACACUAAGAAAGACACUGAAGUACGUGUAUAAGCAGUAUGGAAUCAAGAAGGGAUUGUACCGAGGCCUUUCUCUCAACUACAUCCGCUGUAUCCCCUCCCAGGCUGUCGCGUUCACCACCUACGAGUUCAUGAGGCAGGUCUUCCACCUGAACUAGCUGCCCGAUUUCCCCCUUUCCCUUCCAGGUCCACACCCAGGCUUGUAAAUUCUGAGUCUUUUUUUUUUUUUUAUGUGUGCUUCCUUCAGAGCAACUUGAGGCUCACUCAUAAGGUUUAAGUGUGUGUGUGUGUGUGUGUGUGUGUGUGUGUGUGUGUGUGUGUGUGUGUGUGUGUGUGUGUGUGAGAUGGGAUUCUAAUCAGAAAACACAGCAAACAGUGUGGCAUACUGCCUGUGGCGAAGCCUUUAAUGCCUGUUCAAUCAUCCUUGCUUUUUUUUUUUGCAUGAGUCUGUGUGCGUGCAUAUGACCUGUUACCUCAUCAGAUAUGAUUUACUGAACCACACUUGGUUGGUUUUCUCUGUGAAUACAGUGGUAGCAGUACCUGUGGUCUGGUUAGGCUUUAUGGCUUGAGGCAGAGCAGUGCUCAUUAACAGUCUGUCUCUCCAUGAUUCUUGACUUGAGAAUUUGAUUUAAAAAAAACAAAAAAAAACAAAUUCUCUCACUAAAUGUGAUCUUAGACUUUACGGAAGAGGCCUGAUUGAUGUUCAUUCCUAGAUGCACAUUUUUGCAAACAUUUUCUUUUCUGCAUUAAGAAAAGUUUUUUGAUAAGUUUCCUUUCAGACUUUGACUGACUACCUGAGCAAGGGGGCAUCGUAAAGCAGUGAUUCACAAUGGAUUUAAUCAUUCAUGUGUCUUGUAACAAUGUUAUCUUUCAGAACUCACUGCUAAUGUAAUGCGUUUGUGCUAAUAUUAACAUGAGGUUUGUGUGUAUACAUGCCCACAGAGCGCUGCCGCGAUGUGAGAUGCAGAAAAAGCAGAGGUGCUAUUUUUCAUGCAAGAAAAACUACAGCUGCUCUUUAUGAUGAUGAUGACAAUGAUUAUGAUGAUUAAUCAUAAUAUGAUCAUAAUAAUAAAAGGCUCAAGUUGUUUAACCACUGCUAUCAUCUUAAAUGAUAAAGUUCAUGCUAAGGAUUAAAUGUAAUAUUUUGUGGAGCACUGACUGUCAAGGUGAUGUUUGCAGCGAACAGUAACACAUCAUUUCUAAUUUUAUUGUUGCCAUUUUACUAAAAAUGAAAUGUGGUGCCAGCAUAUAAUUUAGAUGUCAUCAGAGUUUAAAUAUUUGCCAAGUUCAUCCCGAGUAAAUUUGGCAAUGUUUGUCCUGUUAUGUUAAAUGUAUCAUUUAGGGUAGAAUCAUGUUGUCAUAUUUUGGUUAAAUCUACACAUGGGCCAUCCCAAUCUCAGUUUACACACUGUUAAAAAACAAACAAAAAAUAACAACUGGCAGAAAAGGCUGACAAACAAAAACAUUAACAUUAAAGUAAAAUAUCUUAAUUUAAAAGAAAUAAAAUGUUAUUUAUUUUAAUAUAGUUUUACAUAGAAACAGUGUUAUUAUACAGAUUUGUUUUUCUCUAAAUUAUUCUAACCAAACAUUCAAUAAAGCUGUCGCACUAAAAGUUAAGUAACCUAAAUUGCAGUUGGUGGGGGGUUUGGAAUAUGUUAAAUUGUUAAUAUGGUCACAAGUCUUUAUAAUGAAAUAUAAUUGCUCAUUAUUUUACAGAUAUUCAUAUGUACAUUAACAAAGUGUUGAACAUACUAUAAUAAUUAAUGCAAUAAUCAUUUUUUAAAAGAUAGUCAUUUGUCAAAGGCAGAACAGUUAAAAUAUCUGUUGAAUUAUUAAUUUUCAGGGUUUUGUAUCCAAUUUUUUUAAAAUGAAAUUCUAGUACAAGAGAGACUUGGUGUUCUUUAUUAAAAAUAAAGAAAAAAAAAAACAUCGUUUCUUUAAUUAAAAUUAGUUUGAAAUAUUGAAUAUUGGCAAAAAUUCAAUAUUGCAGUGUGACGUUCUCGUUCUGAACUGGUAUGAUGGUAUUAACAAAUUGUGAACAGAAAAUAAGUGAUAAUUUAUACUGCCUACCACUAUCUGGUAUAUUAAUUUUGUUUUUAUCUCACAGGCAAAGUUUACUUUUCUGUUAGCAGUCUUGCAAGAGCCUCGCCCCCUGACCUUUUGUGAGCAUUUGAAAGUACAGAAGUCGCUGCCUAAUGGCUUAACUGAUUUUUACCUUUAUAGUCAACCCAUUUAUGGUACAUUUGAACCCAUCUUUUGUAUUUUUUAUUUUAAAGUUUAUCUAUGGAAAGUCAUGGGGUCACAGAUGGGUCAACCCUGGAAUACUAACCAAGCGACACAGUUUUAUUUCUUUUAGCAGUGGGAGGUCAGGUGUUAUUGGCUGUAAUGUGAACUGUGUGCUCUGUGAGUGCUCUUUAUUAUCUGCCUUUGUACAGACAAUCUAAGAUUUAUUUGCCAGUCAUGAAUCAAGCACUUAGUGCAACUGUUUUUCAUUGCUGAAAUUUUUUUUUUUAAGUGUUUUUGGGCAUUUAGAUAAUUGUCUAGUUUUAAUACUGUACUGUGUUCGCCCGUUCUCAGCUGUGAUCCAAAAGACUUUGUGAUGAAGUUAUCACUGAGAAGAGAUUCAGGAAAAUCUUGCACUUGAUAACAUUAGCGUUUUUCUUAUUGAGUUUUAACUGAAUGUGGCCACUGGGUGGUGCCAUUGCAUAUGCGCACACACACACACACACAAAUAUAUAUAUUAUAUUAUACAUAAAUCGCCUGAAAAUAUUUUUCUUUCUCACGUUUGCUCAAUCAAUGCAUGCAGUGUUAUUAAACAGUUUAUCAAAUGUCUUUGUUUAUUGGAAUGACAGCCUCUUCCUCUGCAUUUGUUGGGUCGUGAUUAACGUCUUCACACUCUUCAGCUGUUUACUCUCCAUUUGAAGUCUUGAGAGGAAACGGCUGAGGUUGUACGUGUUCAUAUGUAAUGGACUGCAUUUAUAUAGCGCUUUUCCAUCUGCAUCAGAAGCUUAAAGCACUUUUACAGUGAUGCCUCACAUUCACCCAUUCACAGACACUCACUACACACCGAGAGCAACUGGGGGAUAAAGGACCUAUGAAGACGCCAUCUGUUUUCAACAUGUUCCUGUUAAGAAUGUCAUGAAUUCAUACAUACUGCUGAAUGCUUUGAAAGAAUUGAAAAGUUAAUGUUAUUGUCUUUGACAGCUGCCGUCCAUCAACUCCUACACUAAAACUAUGCAUUGUUUGGGCAGCAGUGAUAUACUG